Molecule: messenger RNA, 1652 nt
Organism: Pocillopora meandrina
Lineage: Eukaryota; Metazoa; Cnidaria; Anthozoa; Scleractinia; Pocilloporidae
Source: the annotation of a GenBank genome assembly
AUGGUCUUUGGACAGCCUAACAUAAAGAGUUACGCCAGCAUAACAAACGCCACCUCGUCUAGUCUCUCGGAAUUUACUAUGUGCCUUUUUGUCAAAAUGAAGGAUACAAAUUUGAUUGGUAGCCAGUGCCUCUACAGUUAUGCGACUAUUGGAGCACGUUAUGGGAAUGCCUUCUACGUUUGUCUGUUUUUCCCAGGAAUUAGGAUCUCUAUAGACGCCUCGGGAAAUGAGUAAGUGAUGUGACAAACACGAUAGAAAUAGUCUGUACUCGAGUCAAAUGGCCCAUCCAACCAAACCGUAAACCGGUUUUUUUUUAAAGAAAGCGACCAAUAGGAGUAUUAAUACUUCCCCUUGGAUGGGAUGCUUAUCUGUUGCAAUUUCAGCAUUUCAUUCGAUUUCCCCGACAGUGUGCCGUAAUACUCCUGGGUGGAGUGAAGCACUGUAAGAAUAAAGUCUGUCGCCCAAGAACACAACACAAUAACGCACUAGAACAAGAUAGAGGAGAAUUAAAAAUAUACUGGAAUGAACGGCGAAUUACGCGCGAGAUAGGGAAGUGAAGAUGAAUUCUUUGAGCUCCUUCCUUCACGGGAGUUUCACACUUACUUUGGCUCACGUUAAAAAAAUAAUAUGCCUGUUCCCGCAAUGGGCUGAAGUGCUCCCAGUGGAGUAUUAGCGAGGCUUCUGAUGGUUUUGGCAUUGUUAGCAACCACGUUAACAAGCGACUUAAAAAUAAAUAAUUAAAUGAGUCUAGUGGUUAAAUCAUUGUUAAUGACAAAAUUAAGUGCUAUGGCGUGUUGAAAGUUGAGUGUAUGGAGUUUGAGAAUUUCCGUGAGCAAGAAAAAUCGCACAGUGAAUUCCCGCAAAAACGGAGUCUUUCUCUUUUCGAAUAAAAUAAAUAAAUGACACUCUUAAUAUAUCUCCCAUUCCAGCAGCUCACACGAAGUUGUAAACAUGCAUAUAGUGCUACAUAUAGAAUUGGAAUGCAUGUUUACAACGUCGUGUGAGCUGCUGGAAUGGGAGAUAUAUCAAGAGUGUCAUUUAUUUAUUUUAUGUCCAAAUUGAGCACUCUAUUUAGGGGGAGUCAUGUCUCGCCAUUGUGCAUUCUCACAAGUCCUCUAACAUGGGUUGGAUGAUACCACAAUUGUGGAAUUAUUCGGGGUAACUAAAUGUUUACACCUCCUACCUAACAUUAGCAUUGCACUGAUGAGGCCCAGUCAGUCAAGAAACGAGUUUCUAACAUAGUUUUAAUUGUUUAUGUUCGUUUUCUAAGUGAUACAGACGCCAGAGUCAAAAUUAAUGAUACCACGUGGCAUCACAUUUGCGUUACCUGGAAAAACACCAAAGGCUACUGGCAGCUUUAUCUGGAUGGACAACUUCAAAUCUCUGGAACAGACUUGAAAAAAGAUCAUCAGAUACCAGCCGGCGGAACAGUUGUCAUUGGACAAGACCAAGAUAAAGUCGGAGGGGGCUUUGGUAUCGAAGAUAGCUUUGGGCCGGGUGAGGUAGCAGAAGUCAAUCUUUGGAGCAGAGUCCUUUCAGGGGAUGAAAUUGCAACUCAGAAGGCAAACUGUGACAUCGCACAAGCAGGCCUUGUUCUCUGGUGGGGACAAUUUAAAGGAAACGUUACUGGUGUGAAAAUAGUCGAGCCUUAA